Messenger RNA from Symbiodinium sp. CCMP2456, 657 nucleotides. Lineage: Eukaryota; Dinophyceae; Suessiales; Symbiodiniaceae. The record is from the annotation of a GenBank genome assembly.
GAUGCUGAGGGUGGAUUGUCCAAGACAAUUCCGCGACUCCUCUGCGUGGUCAGCUACGACAACGGCUACUGCAUAGACAAGGCUCCUGCUAGAGUGCCGAGGCCAUACUGCUGGGCCUUGGACAUAGCAUUUCGAUAUCAGUACGUCUUCCGGCACUAUGCCACAUGGUUGCAGAAGUCGCGCUCCUGCGCACAGGUCGUCGAGGCCGCGAUGAGCCCGACGCGCAGCUUCAUGGAGGUGUACUACGACGUCACAAAGCUCGCAGGCUUCGGCUGCAGGAAGACGUGGCGCGACAAGCAGCAGUCUGUUCUCGGAGAUGUGGACCUGCCUUGCUUGCUCGUCAACUCGCGGGAUGAUCCCAUCUCUGUCUGGGACAACGUGGAGGACCAUCGCGCAGAAAUUGAGAGCAACCCCUAUCUUGCUCUGGCAGAUCUGCAUCGUGGUAGCCACGGAUGCAAGUUCGGCUUCUUGGGCUUCCUAUCCCUUGGGAACAAGAUGAUCGCCGAGUUCGUGCUGGCUGCCGCCGCCGAGCUGAAGCAGGCUCGCGCUCAAGCACUGAAGCAAUCGAGCUUAAGCAGGAGCAGCAGCAGGUCUGUGUCCUUCUGCUUUGAUGAUUCCCCCACCCGGGCAGCCAAGGGGCUAGGGGCUGGAGGAUGA